This is a messenger RNA of Parasteatoda tepidariorum (common house spider), 799 nucleotides long. RefSeq lists its product as uncharacterized. Lineage: Eukaryota; Metazoa; Arthropoda; Arachnida; Araneae; Theridiidae. The record is from RefSeq and is a predicted model, not a curated record.
GGGAUAAAAGCGAGUAGCAGAGAUCCCCCCCACAUCAUCAUCAACAGUCCUUUUCUUCAUUCAACCCAAAAACUCGUUCAUUUUUCACCGAUUGAACUUUCAACAUAUAACGAACAGAAGUAAAUUUUUAACUUACAUAUUCAGCACACACUCUUUUAUGAAAAUUCAGCAUUGAGAAUUUUGGUUGUGUAAUUAAAGUUGUAACUCAGAAAUCUUAAAAAUGAAUUUAACAUGCGUUUUCUCGUCAUAUUUGUUUAUGUUAUGUGCAUGCUUACAAGCAUUUACAAAUGCCCAAGAUCCAAUGCCAGAUAAUGAACGAUUUUUGUUUUCUCCAUUUGCUAUUAGUGGAAUGAUCAAAGGACUGCUCGAUAUGCAAAUUCGACCCCAAGGUGGUUACUAUGAAGAAAAAUAUAAAAAAAUAUUUAAGGAUAAUGAGUCUGAGCAGUCCAUUGAAAGCCUGUUUGUCGACAGAUUCGAUACUGAUUUACAUGAACCGGGCUAUACCAGCGAUGAGUUGUUAUAUCAAGACGCGAAGCUACUGAGAGAAUCAAUGAAGGGUCGCGGCCCAAAUCCCUGUUUUGAAAUUGACAGAAUUGAAAGAAAUCCUCUUCUUGGAUUAAUGUGUUCUCUCCAAUUACAGAAAGAGAUGAACACAAAACCUGAAAUUGCACCUUAGUGGUAUUGAUAAAUGUUUUUAUUAAACUGAUCCUGUUUAGAUACAAAAAAUUUGAAAUGUUUCAUUUUCUUUUAUAUUCAAUAUAUGUUUUUUAUUUGCAAAUAAAUAUUUUAUUUUUCUCAA